AGAGCACCGGUGGCUUCCGGAGUUCGCCGAGGGACCCCGAAGCUCGUGAGCAGGGACGCGCAGUGUGGGUUAUGUUGGGAGCGUGGAUCACCGCAGACAAAUAAGAAAUCUGGACGGCACCAUGGGGGAUCUGCAGGACGAUAUCGAAGAGGAGCUGGAGAACACUCUAGAACAGGAGGACUAUGAAGACCCAGGUGUCCCCGUGCUUCAGGUGGAGGAGCCAGUGGCUGACCAAGACGAGCCCACAGCCUCAGACUACCGCAUCCCAUCACACCCAGCGACCCACGAGGUCUACGUGGAGUUGCACGAGCUGGUGAUGGACGAGAAGAACCAUGAGCUGCGGUGGAUGGAGGCGGCACACUGGAUGCAGCUGGAGGAGAAGGUGGGGGAGAACGGGACCUGGUGCCGCCCGCACCUGUCCUACCUCACCUUCUGGAGCCUUCAGCAGCUACGGCAAGCCUUUGCCAAGGGCACUUUCCUCCUGGACCUGCCAGAGACCUCCCUGGCAGGGGUGACCCACCAGCUGCUGGACAGGUUUAUCUAUGAGGAUCAUAUCCGGCCCGAUGACCGAGAGACGCUGCUCCGGGUCCUGCUGCUCCAACACAGCCAUGCCAGAGAACUGCAGCACUUGGAGGGUGUGAAGCCUGCAGUUGUGACGCGUUAUGGGCACGUGCCUCUGCUCCACCAGGAGCCCUUGUUAGAGACGCAGCUCUUCUGUAAGAAGGGAGAGGAAAACACAGAAGAGUAUUCACCAUCUGAAAUUCUGGAAAAGAUACCCCAAGACUCGGAGGCCACCCUGGUGCUAGCGGGCCAAGUAGAGUUCCUAGAGCACCCCGUGCUGGGCUUUGUGCGGCUGAAGGAGCCCUUGUCGCUAGAGGGGACCCCGUUGCUGGAGGAGGAGGUGCAGGCAAAAGUGCGCUUUCUCAUCGUGCUGCUGGGACCCCAGACCCCCCACAGCAACUACACCCAGCUGGGGCGGGCUGCUGCCACCCUCAUGUCGGAGAAGGUGUUCCGUGUUGAGGCCUACCUGGCCCAGAACCGGGAGGAGCUGGUGGAAAACCUGGAGGAGUUUCUGGACUGCAGCCUGGUGCUUCCUCCCUCUGAAGACUUCUCUGAGCAGGCCCUGCUCAGUCUGGUGCCUAUGCAGAGGCACUUGCUGAAGAGACGACUGGCUGCAGUCAAGCAGGAGCCCAAACUCUACAAGGGCUUAGAUUUGGAUGGGGGUCCAGAGGUCCCUGGUGGCCCGGAAGACCCUCUAAGGCGGACAGGCCAGUUCUUUGGGGGCGUGCUACGUGACAUCAAGCGCCGCUACUCCCACUACCCGAGCGACAUCAUAGACGCGCUCAACCUCCAGGUCUUGGCUACCGUUAUCUUCAUCUACUUUGCUGCCCUGUCACCUGCCAUCACCUUCGGCGGCCUCCUGGGAGAGAAGACCUAUAACCACAUGGGGGUGUCAGAGAUGCUCAUCUCCACAUCGAUCCAGGGCAUCAUCUUCUGCCUGCUCGGGGCUCAGCCGCUGCUCGUGGUUGGCUUCUCAGGACCGCUGCUCGUGUUUGAGGAAGCCUUUUUCUUGUUCUGCAGCAGCAACCAACUGGAGUACAUCGUGGGCCGCGUGUGGAUCGGCUUCUGGCUUGUCCUGAUAGUGGUGCUCAUCGUGGCCUUCGAGGGCAGCUUCCUGGUCCAAUAUAUCUCCCGCUACACCCAAGAGAUCUUCUCCAUCCUCAUCUCCCUCAUUUUCAUCACUGAGACCUUCUUCAAGCUGGUCAAGAUCUUCCAGAACCAUCCACUGCAGAAAGAAUAUGACUACAACGUGACAAUAGUGCCCAAACCUCAGGCUCCCCUGCCCAACACAGCCCUCUUCUCCUUUGUGCUCAUGGCUGGCACCUUUUUCUUAGCCCUGAUACUGCGCAAGUUCAAGAACAGCUCCUACUUCCCGGGCUGGCUGCGACGGAUCAUCGGAGACUUUGGGGUUCCCAUCUCCAUUCUGAUCAUGGUCCUAGUGGAUUUCUCCAUCAAAGACACCUACACUCAGAAACUCAGCGUGCCUGAAGGCCUCUCCGUGUCCAACUCCUCAGUCCGGGGCUGGGUCAUCCACCCGCUGGGUUUGCAGUCGCCUUUCCCCAUCUGGAUGAUGUUUGCCUCCAUCCUGCCUGCCCUUCUGGUCUUCAUCCUCAUCUUCCUUGAGUCCCAGAUCACCACUCUGCUUAUCAGCAAACCAGAGCGCAAGAUGGUCAAAGGCUCUGGUUUCCACCUGGACCUGCUGCUAAUUAUAGGCAUGGGCGGUGUGGCUGCCCUCUUUGGGUUGCCCUGGCUCAGUGCCACAACUGUGCGUACCAUCACCCACGCCAAUGCACUUACCAUCAUGGUCAAGGACAACACCCCAGGAGCUGCACCUCAGAUUCAAGGGGUCAGGGAGCAGCGGAUCAGUGGGCUCCUGGUCGCUGUGCUCGUGGGCGUGUCCAUCCUCAUGGGGCCCAUCCUGUCCCUCAUCCCCCUGGCUGUGCUGUUUGGCAUCUUCCUCUACAUGGGGGUCACAUCCCUCAGCGGCAUCCAGCUCUUUGACCGCUUCUUGCUUCUGUUCAAGCCGCCCAAGUACCACCCGGCUGUGCCCUAUGUCAAGCGGGUGAGGACCUGGCGCAUGCACCUGUUCACGAUCACUCAGAUCAUCUGUCUGGUCCUGCUGUGGGUAGUGAAGUCCUUCCAGUCCAUCUCGCUGAUCCUGCCCUUCAUCCUCAUUCUCACGGUGCCUCUGCGCCGGCACCUGCUGCCUCUCAUCUUCUGGGACCUGGAGCUCCAGUGUCUGGAUGCUGACGAUGCCAAGCCGAACUUUGAUGAGGAGGAAGGUCAGGAUGAAUACAACGAGGUGUCCAUGCCCGUGUGAGGGGAAGGCCCAGGCCUCAGAGCCCCUCGGCCCUCCCGCCUCCCCAUUCUUCCAGGAAAAUCGGAAGUUCAUGGGUAUCUCAUAGACUCUCAUAUCCCUCCUGGGGUAGCAACUGAAGCCCUGGGGCUGUGGGUGGGGGGUGGAAGGGGUGACUAGUAAACCAGCUUUUAUGGCUGGGAUGGCCCGUAGGGUCCACACUAGGAAAUUUGCCAUGCAGUCCCCGCUCCCACUGCCACACGGCCACAUGGGGCUCCCAAGCUGGAGGACUGAGCCAACCUCUUCACAGCUGGCACAGACAGGGGCAGUGGCAAGGAAGGUGGGGAGGAGGUGGUGAGGUUCAAGUUCCUGCAUGCUGUGUGACCUUGGGCAAGUCCCCUUACUUCUCCAGCCUCUGCUUCCUCUUCUGUAAAAUGGGUAUAUUUAUCAUAAUACCCACGUUGCAGGAUGGUUACUGAGGACCAAAGAUAAAUGUGAAAAAGGGGCCUUGUCAACUCUGAAAGGACUGUCAUAGGGUAGCCAUCAUUCUUCUUCAGGCCGCCCCAAGGUCACACGGCUCCUGAGCCGCACAGUGGGGGUUUGAACCAGGUCUUCCAACUCUGAGGCCAGAACCCUAUGCUCUACUUCAGUCACCCACCUUCCCAUGCCUAGAGAUGUCCCUGCUGACUUCCCCUCUCUGUCCCCAGCCCUGUCCCUGGGACCCUGUUCUCUGGGGCAGAGGGAGGUGUCCUGGUGAGGGCAAGCGGCAGGUGAAGACGCAGUCAGGGCUAGGACUCAAGACUCCUAAGUGCCCAGUCCCUCCUCCUAUGCUCCAGCUUGGUCACGUGUUCAUUCAUUCUACAAACAUUUACUGAGAGCCCUGACCCUGCAGAUACAGGGCAUCUGAGACAAGACUCAGCCCUGGG
This is a messenger RNA of Suricata suricatta (meerkat), 3783 nucleotides long. RefSeq names its product solute carrier family 4 member 1 (Diego blood group) (gene SLC4A1). The coding region runs from base 122 to 2881 and encodes 919 amino acids. The record is from RefSeq and is a predicted model, not a curated record. Gene Ontology annotation, molecular function: solute:inorganic anion antiporter activity; monoatomic anion transmembrane transporter activity; bicarbonate transmembrane transporter activity. Gene Ontology annotation, cellular component: basolateral plasma membrane; plasma membrane. Lineage: Eukaryota; Metazoa; Chordata; Mammalia; Carnivora; Herpestidae. Gene Ontology annotation, biological process: monoatomic anion transport; transmembrane transport; regulation of intracellular pH. The transcript is spliced from 20 exons.